Messenger RNA from Trematomus bernacchii (emerald rockcod), 2280 nucleotides. RefSeq names its product fibronectin type III domain-containing protein 7-like. The record is from RefSeq and is a predicted model, not a curated record. NCBI's taxonomy places the organism in Eukaryota, Metazoa, Chordata, Actinopteri, Perciformes, Nototheniidae. The transcript is spliced from 10 exons. The coding region runs from base 1 to 2280 and encodes 759 amino acids. Gene Ontology annotation, molecular function: protein binding.
AUGACCGCUGGGGCUGAUUACUACACAGUGGAAGGGGUGACAGAUCAGGGCCAGAUGGUCUCCUGCGUCACCAGCGACACUUACUGUGCCUUGUACGGCUUUGACUGUGGCCAGAUGUACAAUAUAAACGUCACAGCAAACAAUCAGGUCUGCCAAGGCCCGUCAAUCUCGACCGAACCCGCUUCAAUAACAACGGAGCCUUGCCCACCCCAAAACGUGCAGACCACUGUGCAGUGUCACAGCGACGUGGGCGUCGUGUCGUGGGAAGCCAGCUUUGGGGUGGUGGGCUACGUGGUAAGCCUGGCCGGACGUGACGGCCACUCUCUGUCCUGCUCCACCAACGAAACGUUCUGUACAGUGGAAGGCCUCCACUGUGGAGUCAUCUACUACACUAACGUCAUCGCCAUCGGAGAGACGACCAACAGUGACGAGUCCACUACUGUCCUGCUGGUCUCAGCUCCCUGUGCAGCUGAAAAUGUCGAAGCUAAUUUGGAUUGCGACAACAACACAGCCGAAGUCUCCUGGAGCUCAGCCAACGGAGCAGACUCUUACACUGUGAACGCCGUAGAAGAUGAAGGCCACGUAGCUUCAUGUGAGACCGAUGAGCUACAGUGUGUUCUAACGGGUCUGCACUGUGGUCACACGUAUAACAUCAGCCUCACAUCCAACAGCGACCACUGCCAGACUGAGACAACAAAUAUUGUCACCUUAAUCACAAUAGACCAGCAGUGUGGGAACAGCACGGCCAACAUGUUCUGGGAGGAAGGCAAAGGAGUGGAGCUCUACCUGGCUACUGCCACCUGCAGCAUGGGAAUGACCAUGCAGUGCAACUCCACCAACUCCACCUGCAGGUUCUACAACUUGCACUGCGGAGACACAUUCACGUUCUCUGUGACUGCGUACACUCACAUGUGCUACAGUGACAUCAGCAGCACUGUGGAGAUCCAGACAGAACCCUGCCAGCCGACUGGCCUGACAGUCAGUGGGUCAUGUGACAACGAUACGGUGGUGUUGGAUUGGUCGGCGGCUAAAGGUGCGUCAGGCUACGUGGUCACCACCACAGGAGACAUAGGAUACACCUCUUCUUUCCAAACCAACGAGACAACGGUGGAGGCUGAGCUGCCGUGCGGACAAUCAUUCACCUUCACUGUAAAAGCUCAGGGUGACCGAUGUGACAGCGCUGUGAGCCUGCCUCAAGAGUUCCAGACAUCUCCCUGUGUGCCCGUGCAUGUCCAGAGCUUCACAUCGUGUGAGGACAGCCUGGGCUCAGUUAGUUGGGCUGAGAGCGAUGGGGCGGACUCUUAUUUGGCCAUCGCAGUUGGACAGGAUGACCACACCCACAUGUGCACCACAAACACCACCAGCUGCACCUGGGACGACCUGCACUGUGGGGACUUUUACACCGUCCACAUCAUCGCCAACGACUACAUGUGCAGCAGCAUGCCGAGCAACAGCACAACAUUACGAAUGGCGCCGUGUAUUCCUCAGAAUUUGACAACCUCUCUGGACUGCACUACGAAGGUGGGAUCGCUGACCUGGAAUGCCAGUGACACUGCUGAGUUUUACAUCGUGACGGCAGAGUCCAACAGUGGCCACAAAGUGCAGCUCGGCACCAACGACACCUGGACCUUCAUUUCUGAGUUUGAGUGCGGCCAAGAGUACUUCCUGUCUGUUCAGGCGGCAGACUCUGUGUGCACAAGCCGACCAAUGCCCUGCCCGCCCAUUGGUGUCUCCAGCUUCAUGAACUGCGGUUCUAACAUCGCUGUAGUGUCUUGGACCGCCUCGGCUGGGGCGAAGUAUUACACCGCCACGGUGACGCAGGAAGACGGCCAAUCAAUGAGCUGCUGGUCUGACAGCGAGCAGUGUGGCAUGCCAAAUGUCCAGUGUGGACAGAACUACACUGUAAUGGUCGUCGCCUCCAACGAGGAGUGUAACUCUGACCCCAGUGAGGCCGACACACUGCAGUCAGUGCCGUGUGUUCCUACUGACGUGGAGGUGACGAUAGACUGCUCCAAAAAUCAGGCUCUCGUUGACUGGAGUGCCAGCGAAGGGGCUCUGUCCUACAAAGCGACAGCUGAGAGCGUACAGGGAGCCUUGUCCUCCUCCUGCAUCAGCACAAACCUGACCUGCACCCUCACCAACCUGACCUGCGGGCACACAUACUCCGUCCAGGUGGUGGCUGAGGAUGAUAUUUGCUCAAGUUUACCCAGCCCAGCUAUAGACUUUGAAUCAGGUAAACAAAUUAAUGGGCAUGAAUCACCUUUGGAUGUUUACUUGUGA